GCCCGCGAUCAUGUGAUUGAGUCAAGAUGGCGUCACCCAGAUUCUUGAGGCUCUUGGCUGCCGUUCUCCUGCCCGUGUCCAGCGCUGCCUGGACGCUGGGACAUCUUGAGCCGCCAGCGCCACUUCCGCUGGUGAUCUGGCAUGGGAUGGGAGACAGCUGUUGUAAUCCCUUAAGCAUGGGUGCUAUUAAAAAAUUGGUUGAGAAGAAAAUACCUGGAAUUUAUGUCUUAUCUUUGGAGAUUGGGAAGACCCUGACAGAGGAUGUGGAAAACAGCUUCUUCUUGAAUGUCAAUUCCCAAGUAACGACAGUAUGUGAGAACCUCGCUAAGGAUCCUAAAUUGCAGCAAGGCUACAACGCUAUGGGAUUCUCCCAGGGAGGCCAAUUUCUGAGGGCAGUGGCCCAGAGAUGCCCAUCACCUCCCAUGAUCAAUCUCAUCUCAGUAGGGGGACAACAUCAAGGUGUUUUUGGACUUCCACGAUGCCCAGGAGAGAGCUCUCAUAUCUGUGACUUGAUCAGGAAAACACUGAAUGUUGGCGCUUACUCCAAAGCUGUUCAAGAACGCCUGGUGCAAGCGGAAUACUGGCACGAUCCCAUAAAGGAGGAUGUGUACCGCAACUAUAGCAUCUUCUUGGCAGAUAUAAAUCAGGAGAGAGGUAUCAACGAGACCUACAAGAAAAACUUGAUGGCCCUGAAGAAGUUUGUGAUGGUGAAAUUCCUCAAUGAUUCCAUUGUGGAUCCUGUGGAUUCAGAGUGGUUUGGAUUUUACAGAAGUGGCCAAGCCAAGGAAACUGUCCCUCUACAGGAGACUGCUCUGUACACACAGGAUCGCCUGGGACUAAAAGAAAUGGACAAGGCAGGGAAGCUAGUCUUCCUGGCUACAGAAGGGGAUCAUCUUCAACUGUCUGAAGAAUGGCUUGAUGCCCACAUCAUCCCCUUCCUUGAGUAAAACCUUUGCAGUUUGCACCAGUGCUCAGGGAGCCCCUAGCACUUCUAAACCACAUGGGAAAGAGUUCCCUUCAUGCCCAAGCCUGAGCUCAGAUCCACCUUGCAACUAAUCCUUCUCUCCUGUCAUUGUCUAACAUGCCCUGCUCAGAAAGAUCUAAUAUCUGAAUCUUAUCCUUCACCUCCAUCCUUAUCACCAUAUGGUGUUGAAUGCAAGUUUAAAUAGUUAAUAACUAUGGAGAUUGUUUUACAACCCUUUGAUGUGGUCAAGCUGUCUCAGGAAGGCAGUCUGUUUCAGAUCAGUGCCAGAACUAUGCCCAAGCCAAGAGGAGACUGAAAAACUAAAGAAUUGAGCUAGAUGGAUCCUUAGAGCAAAUAGCUGCUCUGGGGGCCUCAGGAAAGUCUGGCCACAACUCAACCAAAAGAAAACGCCAGUACCUAGGCCUGAGUUACUUAAAUGCUUUCUCAAUUUUGCUGGUAGAGAUUUAACCAUUGCUUGGAAAAGUACUAAUUGGAUAAUGUUUCUGUGUAAUUUCCUAAAGCUACCCUCCUCUCCUUGAAUAUGUUGCCUUUUGUGGUGUCUUAGCAAUUAUUAGACAAAUUUCACUUGCCCACUAUCUUACUUCUAUAGCACUUAUUUUGACUGGUCAGGAAGUAAUGAAUUAGCUCGCUGGCACAAAAGGAGAGAAGCUGUACCCAGUUGGGUUGUUUAAGGGGGAAAUGUACAUCUUCCUUAGCUUGGACAGUGAGGUGAAGAAAAAUGAGGGAGUGAAAGUGAGAAGUGAGGAGAUAGUUGGUUCUUUCCCUGUCAUCCUUAACUAACCUGUCCUUGGUUUCUUACUUGACUAGUGGGCUGGAUUCUAGUGUCACUUUAUUACUGGCUACAGCAAGAGAAUGGGAGGGAAAAUGUGAACAGGCUUUCUAACUUCAGUCUUCCCCCAAAAUCACAUUUACUAGCAUACUCUUAUUUCAGAUAUGAUUCAUGAAUAAAGGAUUGUUUGCACAGAAAGCUUGGGAAAUGCUACAUACUCCCCUUCUCCUCUUAGAGACCAACCCACAUUAGAAUAUUGAGAACUCUGAGAAUUCAUGUUACCGUAUAGAAAACUAACCUUAAUCAACCAUUUCCUACACCAUCGGAGCAUGGAUAUCUCAGAGUACUCCCUCCAUCUUCACCCCCAUCAACAGUUUUUGGAAGACUGUUCUGUAAAAUGCCAGUUUGGGAAAAAUAAUUAGCUAUGCUUUGAACCCUGUUAGUAUUGUGACGUUUACCCUUUAUAAUUUUUCAUUUUCCUCUCUCAAGCCACAUUCUUCAACUAAAAGAUGAGGAUUAAGGGCAAGAGGUGGGGGGAUAUGAAAAGUUUAAUUUUAUUGGGUUGUCUAAAAUAAAGAGUAGUUUCUUAUCCUUGAA
Molecule: messenger RNA, 2351 nt
Organism: Choloepus didactylus (southern two-toed sloth)
Lineage: Eukaryota; Metazoa; Chordata; Mammalia; Pilosa; Megalonychidae
Gene: PPT1
Product: palmitoyl-protein thioesterase 1
Exons: 9
Coding region: 27-947 (306 amino acids)
Biological process (GO): receptor-mediated endocytosis; protein depalmitoylation; nervous system development
Cellular component (GO): lysosome
Molecular function (GO): palmitoyl-(protein) hydrolase activity
Source: RefSeq, a predicted model, not a curated record